Anolis sagrei ordinatus is the source of this 4689-nucleotide messenger RNA. Lineage: Eukaryota; Metazoa; Chordata; Lepidosauria; Squamata; Anolidae. The record is from RefSeq and is a predicted model, not a curated record.
GAUUCCCUCCUCUCCUCCACCUCCUCCUCCUCUUUCCAUCCCUCCUUCCUUUUUGCACAUCCAUCCAUCCACACAUCCAAGCCCCCCCUUCUUCCAGCAUACUUGUCUGCAUUGCAAUAAUAAUAAUAAAGGCCAAGGAAACACAGGAAGCAAAGGCAGUGCAGGAGGAGAGGCCUUCCAUGCAUUCAUCCCCCCCUCCAAUUAAUUAAUUAAUCAUUAAUAAUCAUCCUGGAAGAGGUCUGGAAGGCAGCGCUGACCCCCAGGCCUGCUUGUGUCCAUUGGCACAGGUUGAGUUCCUUUUGCAAGCGCAUUGAGGCCCACCGUUCGGACCCCGGGAGCAGCGGCCAACCAAGAUUUGGAUGGAAGAGACCCCCAUUGGGCCACCCUGCCCUUGGCGCAUCCAGACCUGCCAGUGAGGGGCCUGCCCCGCAAGGCGAUGGUUCCUGGCUCUGGCUGAGCCCACAGCUGCUGGAAUAUGCAGCCCGGGGGCCUCCUGGGCAGCGGAAAGGCAGCGGUCCGGGCCAAGGAAGAAGAGGAAGACGAGGAGGAAGAAGAGGAAGAGGAAGAAGGGGAGGAAGAGGAGGAGGAGGAAGGCCAGGGCGGGGCUGCCCGGCAUGGUGACGACCACGACGCUGAAGGUGGCGGUGCUGGGCGCGCAAGGGGUGGGCAAGACGGCCCUGGUCCGGCAGUUCCUCUACAACGAAUUCAGCGAGGCCCCCUGCGCCCCCACCAAGACCCGGCGCCUCUACCUGCCCGCCGUGGUCAUCAACGGCCACGUCCACGACCUGCAGAUCCUCGACUGCCCCCCCAUCGCCGCCUUCCCCGUCAACACCCUCCAGGAAUGGGCAGAUGUCUGCUGUCGGGGCCUCCGGAGCGUCCACGCCUACAUCUUGGUCUAUGACAUCUGCUGCUUCGACAGCUUCGAGUAUGUCAAGACCAUCCGGCAGCAGAUCCUGGAGACCAGGGUGAUUGGCACCUCGGAGGCCCCGAUCCUGGUGGUGGGCAACAAGCGUGACCUGCAGCGGGGGCGUGUGAUCCCGCGCUGGAACGUCUCCAACCUGGUGAAGAAGACCUGGAAAUGUGGCUACAUCGAGUGCUCAGCCAAGUACAACUGGCAUGUGCUGAUGCUCUUCAGCGAGCUGCUGAAGAGCGCCGGCUGCCCCCGCUGCAAGCACCUCCACACCGCCAUCCGCUUCCAGGGCGCCCUGCGCAGGAACCGCUGCGCACUCAUGUGACCUAUGACCAGGCCCAGGGAGGCACCAAAGGGGCCCCUUAUCCAGGAGGGCGUCAUGGACACCUCCAUGAAGCAGCCGCUUCAACCGCCUUGGGAGAAGGAUGGGAUCGACCGACCCUCUUGUUUACAUUGCAGUUGGGUUUGUUACCCUCUCCAUGAAGCAGCCACUCCAACCGUCUUGGAAGAAGGAUGGGAAUCGACCCUCUUGUUUGAACCCCAGUUGGGUUUGUUACCCUCUCCACGAAGCAGCUGCUUCAACGGUCUUGGAAAGGGUCUAUUAUCUUGAUCUGAUUCCAUUUGGUGUGUUACCCACUCCAUGAAGCAGCUGCUUCCACCAUCUUGGAAGGAAUGGAGGACUUCUACCAUCUUGGCUUGCUCUGACUCUCAAUUUGUUUUCUUGCCAUUCUCCACGAAGCAGCUGCUUUAACGGUCUUGGAAAGGGUCUGUUAUCUUGAUCUGAUUCCAUUUGGUGUGCUACCCACUCCACGAAGCAGCUGCUUCAACCAUCAUGGAAGGAAUGAAGGAAGUCUGCCAUCUUGGUUUGCUCUGACACCCGAUUUGUUUUCUUCCAUCCGAAGCAGACACCUCAACCAUCUUGGAAAGGGUCUGUUAUCUUGAUAUAAUUCAAUUUCGUUUGUUACCCAAUCCACGAAGCAGCUGCUUGAACCGUCUUGGAAGAAGAAUUGGCAUCAACCCUCUUGUUUACAUUGCAGUUGAAUCUUUAACCAUGAAGUAACCACUUCAAGCGACUUAGAAGAAAAGAAGUCUACCAUCUUGGCUUGCUCCAACUCCCAAUUUGUGUUCCAUGAAGCAGCUGCUUCAACUGUCUUGGAAAGGGUCUGUUAUCUUGAUCUGAUUCCAUUUCGUUUGUUACCCAAUCCAUGAAGCAGCUGCUUGAACCGUCUUGGAAGAAGAAUUGGCAUCAACCCUCUUGUUUACAUUGCAGUUGGAUCUGUAACCCUCUCCAUGAAGCAGUCACUUCAAGCGACUUGGAAGGAAAGAAGUCUACCAUUUUGGCUUGCUCCGACUCCCAAUUUUUGUUUUGUUUUUGUUUUUUUGCCGUAUCCACGAAGCAGCUGCUUCAAUGGUCUUGGAAAGUGUCUGAUUGAGUCUCAUUCCAUGGGGUUUGUUACCCUCUCCACGAAGCAGCCCCUUCAACCAUCUUGGAAGAAGGAUGGGAUCGACCUUCUUGUUUUGAUUCCAGUUAGGCUUAUUAUUGCCUUCGUGAAGCAGCCAUUUCAAUGAUCUUGGAAGAAAGGCAGCGACUAUCUUGAUUUACUCAAACUCCAAUUUGGUUUAUUACCGUCCCCAUCAAGCAGCUGCUUCAACUGCCUUGAAAGAAGGAUGGGAUCGACCGACCCUUUUGUUUACAUUGCAGUUGGAUUUGUUAUCCUCUCCACAAAGCUGCUUGGAAGGAAUGAAGGAAGUCUACCAUUUUGACUUGCUCUGACUCCCAAUUUGUUUUCUUGCAGUCUCCAUGAAGCAGCUGCUUCAACUGUCUUGGAAAGGGUCUGUUAUCUUGAACUGAUUCCAUUUGGUUUGUUACCCUCUCCGUGAAGCAGUUGCUUCAGCCGUCUUGGAAGGAAGGAAGGAAGGAAGGAAGGAAGGAAGGAAGGAAGGAAGGAAGGAAGGAAGGAAGGAAGGAAGGAAGGAAGGAAGGAAGGAAGGAAGGGACGUGCCAUCUUGGUUUGCUCUGACCUCCAUUUGUUUUCUUUCCAUCUCCACAAAGCAGCCGCUUCAACAGUCUUGAGCGGAUUGGAUCUAUCACCUUGUUUUAUUCCAGUUGGAUGUCUUACUGCACCUGCAAAGUGUCUACUUCAGUGGUCUUGGAAUGAAGGAAGUCUACGAUCUUGACUUGAUCUAACUCCUAAUUUGUUUUCUUGCUAAUGCCAUGAAGAAGCUGCUGCAACAGUCUUGGGCGAUGGGAUCUAUCAUCUUGUUUUCAUUCCAGUUGGGUUUCUUGUCACCUCCACGAAGCGGCCGCUUCAACAAUCUUGGGUGAACAGGAUCUACCAUCUUGUUUUCGUUCCAGUUGGGUUUGUUGUCACCCCCAUGAAGCGGCCGCUGCAAUGGCCUUGGGUGGAUGGGAUCUACCAUCUUGUUUUCAUUUCAGUUGGGUUUGUUGUCACUCCCACGAAAUGGCUGCUUCAACAGUCAUGGGCGGAUGGUAUCUACCAUCUUGUUUUCAUUUCAGCUGGGUUCGUCAUCACCCUCAUGAAGCAGUCACUUCAAUCGUCUUAGGAGGAUGGGAUCUACCAUCUUGUUUUCAUUCCAGUUGGGUUUGUUGUCACCCUCAUGAAGCAGCUGCUUCAAUAGUCUUGGGCAGAUGGGAUCUACCAUCUUGUUUUCAUUUCAGUUGAGUUUGUUGUCACUCCCAUGAAGCGGCCGCUUCAACAGUCUUGGGCAGAUGGGAUCUACCAUCUUGCUUUCAUUUCAGUUGGGUUUGUUGUCACUCCCAUGAAGCGGCCGCUUCAACAGUCUUGGGUGGACGGGGUCUACCACCUUGUUUUCAUUCCAGUUGGGUUUGUUGUCACUCCCAUGAAGCAGCUGUUUCAACGGUCUUAGGUAGAUGGGAUCUAUCAGAACCUUGUUUUCAUUCCGGUUGGGUUUGUUGCUGCUGCUUCGCCGAUCUUCAAUCUUCCUUGGCCUGAUUCCACUCCACUUGGGUUUCUCGCCCCUUCCAUGAAGCGGCCGCUUCAAUGCUCUUGCACGGUUGGGAUCUAUUCUGUUUGGGCCUUGGGAUGACCCUCUUUCUCGGUUUGGGUUCAGCUCCAGACGGGAAACUGAGGAAAUGGCCCGUACUUUGUUGCACUUUGGAGCCAUUUCCUCACCCACUUCCACACCUUUUUGGAGGGCCAGAUCUGGACCAGAAGGUGAAGGACCUCAGAUGGGACUCCACUGGGUUGCGUUGAGAGGGGAAAUGAAUGCCUUGGGAAUGCUCCCUAUAGGGGAAACCUCGGGCGGUGAAGGAAAGAUAUUGGGGAGAAGCCGUGCUUCCUUUCUGGGACUUUCUGAGGACCGAUCCAGCUCUGCUGUUGCUUCCAGAGAAGAAUUCUGAGGAUCCGCUCCUGGUUUUGGCUCCAGCUCUGAAGGGACUUGCCGAUGCGCCUGUAAAGAAGCACCUUGGAGAGCACCUUGAAAACCAGGAGUGGAUCUUGGAAUGGAUUGCCUGCCUUUGCUGCCCUGGGAUGGCAAUAAAUGCCCCUCUCUUUGGACUUUGAAUCGGAGGGGCCUUCGGGGUGGAAGGUUAGGGGGAAAACGUCCAACCUUUUCUUUUUGGAAAGAGAUAUCAAAGCAUAUAUAUCCGAGAGAUGGCCUGAGUGCAAAACAAACACAUCCAUGAAAAUGAUUGGGGGCUUUUUCUUCCUGAGACUCCAUUGAAGUCUUUAGCAAAUCCCUUGCAGAAGGAUCAGUCAUAGGAGGUGACUUUUGCCACCGCCUCCUAUAAUAAUAAU